CCUGUACACAAUCCCUUCAGAAAGGCUCUGUAGCUCUGCCCUCAAGCACAGUUGGAGCCACUGAGGGGAGAUGCCAUGUCCUGCACCUUCACAGCCCUGCUCUGUCUUGGACUGACUCUGAGCCUCUGGAUCCCAGUGCUGACAGUUGCUCUGUUACUUGCAGGGUCCCUCCCUAAGCCUAUCCUCAGAGUACAGCCAGACUCUGUGGUCUCCAGGAGGACUAAGGUGACCUUCUUGUGUGAGGAGACAAUUGGAGCCAAUGAGUACCGCCUCUAUAAAGAUGGAAAGCUAUAUAAAACCGUAACAAAGAACAAACAGAAGCCAGCAAACAAGGCUGAAUUCUCAUUCUCAAAUGUAGACCUGAGUAAUGCAGGUCAAUAUGAAUGUUCCUACAGCACCCAGUAUAAAUCAUCAGGCUACAGUGACCCCCUGAAGCUGGUGGUGACAGAAGACUACUGGACACCCAGCCUUUCAGCCCAGGCCAGCCCAGUGGUAACUUCAGGAGGGUAUGUCACCCUCCAGUGUGAGUCCUGGCCGAGCUAUGACAGGUUCAUUUUGACUGUAGCAGGACCACAGAAGUUCUCAUGGACACAAGACUCACAGUAUAACUACUCUACACGGAAGAACCACGCCCUGUUCUCUGUGGGCCCUGUGACCCCCAACCAGAGAUGGAUAUUCAGAUGUUACAGUUAUGACAGGAAUAGACCAUAUGUGUUCUCAGCUCCAAGUGAAUCCGUGGAGCUCCUGGUCUCAGGUAAUCUCCAAAAACCAACCAUCAAGGCUGAACCAGGAUCUGUGAUCACCUCCAAAAGAGCAAUGACCAUCUGGUGUCAGGGGAACCUGGAUGCAGAAGUAUAUUUUCUGCAUAAUGAGAAAAGCCAAAAAACACAGAGCACACAGACCCUACAGGAGCCUGGGAACAAGGGCAGGUUCUUCAUCCCUUCUGUGACACAACAACAUGCAGGGCAAUAUCGCUGUUAUUGUUACAGCUCAGCUGGUUGGUCACAGCCCAGUGACACCCUGGAGCUGGUGGUGACAGGAAUCUAUGAAUACUAUGAACCCAGGCUGUCAGUACUGCCCAGCCCUGUGGUGACAGCAGGAGGGAACAUGACACUCCACUGUGCCUCAGACUUUCACUACGAUAAAUUCAUUCUCACCAAGGAAGAUAAGAAAUUCACCAGCUCACUGGACACAGAGCAUAUAUCUUCUAGUAGACAGUACCGAGCCCUGUUUAUUAUAGGACCCACAACCCCAACCCACACAGGGACAUUCAGAUGUUAUGGUUACUACAAGAAUGCCCCACAGCUGUGGUCAGUACCUAGUGCUCUUCAACAAAUACUCAUCUCAGGGCUGUCCAAGAAGCCCUCUCUGCUGACUCACCAAGGCCAUACCCUGGACCCUGGAAUGACCCUCACCCUGCAGUGUUUCUCUGACAUCAACUAUGACAGAUAUGCUCUGCACAAGGUGGGGAGAGCUGACAUCAUGCAGCACUCUAGCCAGCAGACUGACACUGGCUUCUCUGUGGCCAACUUCACACUGGGCUAUGUGAGUAGCUCCACUGGAGGCCAAUACAGAUGCUAUGGUGCACACAACCUCUCCUCUGAGUGGUCAGCCUCCAGUGAGCCCCUGGACAUCCUGAUCACAGGACAGCUCCCUCUCACUCCUUCCCUCUCAGUGCAGCCUAACCACACAGUGCACUCAGGAGAGACCGUGAGCCUGCUGUGUUGGUCAAUGGACUCUGUGGAUACUUUCAUUCUGUCCAAGGAGGGAUCAGCCCAGCAACCCCUGCGACUAAAAUCAAAGUCCCAUGAUCAGCAGUCCCAGGCAGAAUUCUCCAUGAGUGCUGUGACCUCCCAUCUCUCAGGCACCUACAGGUGCUAUGGAGCUCAAGACUCAUCUUUCUACCUCUUGUCAUCUGCCAGUGCCCCUGUGGAGCUCACAGUCUCAGAAACCAUUGAAUCCUCCACCUGGUCUCCCAAAAGGCCCAUCCCACCAAUUCCCACAGAGAACAAGGAUCACACAAUGGAGAAUCUCAUCAGGAUGGGGAUGGCAGUCCUGGUCCUCAUCGUCCUUUCGAUUCUAGCCACUGAGGCUUGGCGAAGCCAUAGACAGACCCACCCUGCAGCUGGGAACUAAUCUAAAGAAAAAAGAAUGCAUCUUCAAUGUUCUACACUCUGGGAAAUAAAGCUGAUGACCCAAAGUUUUCUGUCAAAAGAAAAAAAAAAUCCUGUUGUGGUAUUGAGGAACUGUUGUAAGAAUGUCUAGGAAGCAAAAGUUUGGGGUUCAGAGGGAAGUGGAAGUGUCAUAAUGAGGUGCUUCCUCAAUAAAUGAAUUACUGUCCCUCCACAUACUGGGAGCCUUUGUUUCCUGAACCCACACUCUUCUGAGCCCAUAAAGUGAGGGAAUAGGCUGUCCCACCUGCCUGGAAUAUCUUUCACCUGUGAAUUGUAUUUUUCUGUAUUACUUUAUGGGAUGUAUUCAUUCACAUUUAAAGGCCUCUGUCAUCUUUAUGAAUUGUAUUUAAGGACAGUUCCUUGUAUGUGUGUGAGUGUGCAUAUACAGGAGGGUCGGGUGUAUGUAUUAGCCUACUGCCAUUGUGUGUUCUUUCAGGCAACUUGGUGGGCAGGGGCUUGGGAGACAAAGGCUUAGUUGAUGUUCCUUGUGGCAGCAGACCUCCUGGAAAGCAUGCAGUCCUUGGGGUAGGAAAUGGAGUACUCAGUGUAGGUUAUUGCUCUUUCCUAAGUUUUCAGGGGAGUUGGCAGGACAGGGCUUGGUGAGGAGACGCUUACCUGGUGUCCCUUAGGACGGCAGCCCUCUGAGUAAUCAGGCAGGGUUGUGGCUGCUACUAUUUUUUAAAGAAACAAACCAAUAAAAUGACUCCUGGGUCAAUGUCUUGCUCAGCAUCCUCCUGCAGGAGAUGGGAACUUAUGCAGAUACCCACAACUGAACACUGCAGAGAAAGAUCUGAAAAUACUGAAUCCUGAAUGGGUAAAUACUUGCAAAAGAACAUUUAGUUUUUCUAACAAGUCACACUGGUACACAAAGCACACUGAAGGGCAGGUCUCAUGCCCAGCGGUACGUGGCCAACACUAAAUGAACUCACUGGUAUUUUCGAAGUCUGUGCUUAUAAUGCUUGUCUGUUACUUAUAUAUUAUGAUGACCUGUCAUGUGCUUUUAGACGACUUCAGGGAAUUCAUAAUGUAUAUGUAUAAAAAAAAAUCACAGUACUAGACACCUCACAAAUAUACAGUUCUAUUUACCAAGGAUUCCUGUAUAAUUAGCAAAAAGAUUUUCAUUGUUUUCUUCUUCCAUUUUUCCAUUCUGUGUGACUACUUACAUUAUUGUGCCUAAUGUCAUUUCACUGUGAAUUUCAUUUUUUAAGUUUUUGUGAUUUAAAUGCAUUUAUACAUCAAAUGUAUUAGUAAUGAGUACUUUGAGAAUCAUAUAAUACAUAAAACUUUGUUCAACUUUUAUAUUCAUAUCCUUUCAUAUCCUAAACUAUCAUUAAUAAAUAUUUAAUACUAUCUAUAA
This is a messenger RNA of Mus musculus (house mouse), 3531 nucleotides long. RefSeq names its product paired-Ig-like receptor A2 (gene Pira2). The record is from RefSeq and is a predicted model, not a curated record. Gene Ontology annotation, biological process: cell surface receptor signaling pathway. Lineage: Eukaryota; Metazoa; Chordata; Mammalia; Rodentia; Muridae. The coding region runs from base 76 to 2136 and encodes 686 amino acids. The transcript is spliced from 10 exons. Gene Ontology annotation, cellular component: plasma membrane.